Messenger RNA from Acanthosepion pharaonis, 660 nucleotides. NCBI's taxonomy places the organism in Eukaryota, Metazoa, Mollusca, Cephalopoda, Sepiida, Sepiidae. The record is from the annotation of a GenBank genome assembly.
AUGUAUGUCUUGACGUGUACUUGCAUACGUGAAAUACACACACGAUAUCUCCUGAUUAAUAACAAGUCUACUCUAGUUUUACUUUUGUAUACCGCGCACGGACCAUUCUUCUUCUUACCAAAUGAUCAUUCUAUCGCAUGUUUUCUAUUUAAUUUAGCCACCUACCAACAAGAUCCUCAACCUGUUGGCGGCAAUCCUUUUACAACAAGCAGUAGCCAAAGAUAUCAAAAUCCUGAGAUCCCUCAAGAACAAUAUGGCCGACGCUAUGGAGGAGGAAACCCAUUUACCAAUAAUUACCAAUAUGGAGGAAGUGGCGGAGGCGGCGGAGGGCAGAGGAUUAUGAUGGACGCACCCCCUCGGGCCAACACUGGCAUGUAUCAGCAACAGCCGGACAACUGGAUGGACCAAUCGUACGAAAGGGAAAGAUUCAUAUCUAUCUAUCUAUCUAUCUAUCUAUCUAUCUAUCUAUCUAUCUAUCUAUCUAUCUCAGUCUGUUCAUCUCUCUCUCGCUCUUUCUAUCUAUCUCAGUAUGUUCAUUAUCUAUCUAUCUAUCUAUCUAUGAAGUCUAAUCCAGCCUUUCUUUCUAUCUAUCUAUCUAUCUAUCUAUCUAUCUAUCUAUCUAUCUAUCUAUCUAUCUAUCUACCCAAUGAGUGCGUAUAA